Messenger RNA from Papaver somniferum (opium poppy), 1211 nucleotides. RefSeq lists its product as uncharacterized. The record is from RefSeq and is a predicted model, not a curated record. The transcript has 2 exons. Lineage: Eukaryota; Viridiplantae; Streptophyta; Magnoliopsida; Ranunculales; Papaveraceae. The coding region runs from base 148 to 1026 and encodes 292 amino acids.
UUCUUACCAGUCUAUAGUAUUCCGAAUUCCUCAUUGUUUAGCGUUGAUCACUUGAGCAUACAGCAUGAUUACUGAUUGAGAACUUGGCAAUUUUCUUAUCUAAAGUCGGUGGCAACUUCAACAAUUUCUAGCUAACGUGAAAGAAAAAUGCAAUCAAGAAUAGUUGCAUCACUGAAAUCGGCACCCAUUUCAAAAUGGGUCUCCUUUGAUCCUCUAUUGCAACAGAAUCGAGUUAUAAUUUCAUCAUGGGUUGGACCAAAUUGUUAUUCUACUUCAACUCAUCAAACAGCUGAUACUGCCGUUCAUUCCGAAGAUCCCACGGGAGAUGACGCGGAUGAGGCUGCAAAAUAUGAAGCUGCAAAAGAAAACCAGCAACUGGGGCCUGCGAGAAAUGACCUAUCGGACUUGAAAGUUGAUCCAGCUGAUGCAAUCAAGCCAGGAAAAGGAAGUGCGAGGUUGGAAAGUUCAGGAGUCAAUCAACCGUUGGACCCAUUAAAACAACAAAAAAGGCAUUAUAGUAACAGCUCGAAUUCGCAGCAAAUGCAAACCGGAGGAGGAAAAUCAUCACCAUUACCUCCAUCUCUAGAUGAAGUGACUUGUGUUGGUGGUAUGGAUGGAUCCCCAUGGCCAGAUGAUGAAGAUAGCAUGGAAGACAACAAAGAGUACUACAAACAUCAUAAGCCUUCCCCUUUGUCAAAAGUAGAGGCGUCUGAUAGUAGAAAACCAGUUACACAAGCUACUGAUGGUGGUGCAAGUGAAAGUUUGUAUACCAGGGAAGGUGACAAAACUUUUUCGGAAGAACAACGUGAUACCGCUGAGGAAGCUUUGUUGAGGGCUAGUAGGAUUUGGAAAGAAUCUGCAAUGAGAGAUGAUCCUGAUUCUCCACAAGCUAGAGCUCUUAGAAGAGCUAUAAAGGAGCAAAGAGGAAAGGUUCGCAUUCUGUCCGGUACUGAGCGCGAUUCGUUUGUUCCAAUUCCAAGUGUUAAUAGCGUAAAAUCCUUUAGUGGGCUUCAGGGCUUGUACUGAUUUGUAAUUUCCUGGUUUUGGACUUUCAGUUGAUUUGUUUUUCUUUCUUUGCGUUUGUACCACCACCCUUUUGCUGACUGUGCAGUCUUUAUGUUUUGGAGUAGAAAACUACGGAUUAAAGUUGAUCACAUUGUUUGUGUGGCUGACUGAGAUUCAAUCAAUAAGACGUCAGAAAUAUUUUUCUA